CGCACCGGUUCAAACCCGGAAUUCCUAUUUGUAGUAUAGUAUCAAGCGAUAUGCACAGGCGCCUUGCCGACCACGGACAAUGUGGUCAAGAUCGGAGAGCAGCAGCGAUGCAAUUCAACUGAGUUAUUUGAACGGAGAUCAUUGAAUGGCGUUAAGAUUGUGUUCAACUGUUAUAUUGCCAUUGAUUGGGGCAAUCGAAAGCAAUGAGGCACUCAUAAAUCCCGUCGCUGAAUGUCAGCAGAUAAGAUAUCGAAAUGGCGAAAUCUAGUUUAGUUUCUUGGUGGCCAGUUGCCUUAUAAAUAAUCGUUGUCCAGAUUAGACUAACGUCGUGUAUAAAAGACUUUGCGUUGACUGCGGCGCGUUUCAGUUACGUCGUCACGAUGAUUUCCAGUUUGAUUGGAUCGAUUUUGCUGCUGGCUGCCGUUUGCCAUGGAGCACCACCUGGUAGUCUCAGCGGUCGCAUUGUGGGCGGCGAAGAUGCCACACAGGCGCAGUUUCCGCAUCAAAUAUCGCUGCGCAACGGCGACUCCCAUAGCUGCGGCGGAUCAAUCAUAUCGAGGAACUGGGUGCUUACCGCGGCUCAUUGUGUUUCCUACGAGGAUGCCAAUGGGGAGUUAGUCAUUCAGCCAGCCAGCCGGUAUAGCAUCCGUGCCGGCAGCAAUGAUCGACUCAAAGGAGGCGUUCUGCUGCAGGUGGUCGAGAUCAUUGUGCACGAGGAUUAUGGCAAUUUCCUUAACGAUGUGGCUAUACUUCGCGUGGAGGCACCCUUUAUCUACUCGGCAAACAUCCAGCCGAUCGCAUUGCCCACCAAAUAUACGCCAGACGACGCUGACAUUAUUGUCUCUGGCUGGGGUCGCCUUACCCAGGGCGGCGAUGUGCCACGAUAUCUGCAAUGGACAACGCUCAAAUCGCUGUCGCUGCUGGAAUGUGAUAGUCGCAUUGGAUAUGGAUAUCCCAAUAUCUUGUGCCUGCUCCAUGAGGCGGACAACGGUGUCUGCAAUGGAGACUCGGGUGGUCCUGCCCUCUACAACAAUGAAGUUGUUGGCAUUGCCGGCUUUGUCUAUGGUGGCUGCGGCACCACCAACCCAGAUGGCUAUGCACGUGUUCAUCUCUUUGUGGAUUGGAUUAAAGCCCACACCGAUGUCGAGUAGGAUAACUAUACAACUUUUUUGUUAAAAUUGAUUCGAAAUAAACUUUAAAAAUUA
Molecule: messenger RNA, 1205 nt
Organism: Drosophila virilis
Lineage: Eukaryota; Metazoa; Arthropoda; Insecta; Diptera; Drosophilidae
Product: serine protease SP24D
Biological process (GO): proteolysis
Molecular function (GO): serine-type endopeptidase activity
Source: RefSeq, a predicted model, not a curated record